Molecule: messenger RNA, 1143 nt
Organism: Neopelma chrysocephalum (saffron-crested tyrant-manakin)
Lineage: Eukaryota; Metazoa; Chordata; Aves; Passeriformes; Pipridae
Gene: RAB33A
Product: RAB33A, member RAS oncogene family
Exons: 2
Coding region: 413-1099 (228 amino acids)
Biological process (GO): Rab protein signal transduction
Cellular component (GO): Golgi apparatus; endosome
Molecular function (GO): GTP binding; GTPase activity
Source: RefSeq, a predicted model, not a curated record
UUGUAUUGGUGCCCGUACGCGGUGCCGGUGCCGGUGCGUGGGGCUGCGCCGGUGCCGCUACGCGGGGCGGGGACCUGCGGUGCCGUAGCCGGUGCGUGGGGCGGAGCCGUGCGGUGCCGGUGCCGCUACACGGGGCUGUGCCGGUGCCGGUACGCGGGGCGGAGUCGUGUUGUAUUGGUGCCCAUACGCGGUGCCGGUGCGCGGGGCUGUGCCGGUGCCGCUACGCGGGGCGGGGACCUGCGGUGCCGUAGCCGGUGCGUGGGGCGGAGCGGUGCCGGUGCCGCUACACGGGGCGGUGCCGUGUUGUGCCGGUGCCGCUACGCGGGGCGGUGCCGGUGCCGUGCGGUGCCGUAGCCAGUGCGCGGGGCGCCGCGCCCCCAUGAGCCGGUGAGGCGGCGGCGGUGCGGGAGGGAUGGCGGCGGGCGGCGGCGGCGGGGGGCGGCCGCCGGGCUCCGACCCCGCGCUGGAGCCCUACGUGCAGACCCGCAUCUUCAAAAUCAUCGUGAUCGGAGACUCCAACGUGGGCAAGACGUGCCUGACCUUCCGCUUCUGCGGGGGCACCUUCCCCGGCAAGACUGAGGCCACCAUCGGCGUGGACUUCCGCGAGAAGACGGUGGAGAUCGAGGGGGAGCGCAUCAAGGUGCAGGUGUGGGACACGGCCGGCCAGGAGAGGUUUCGGAAGAGCAUGGUGGAGCACUACUACCGCAACGUGCACGCCGUGGUCUUCGUGUACGACGUGACGAAGAUGAGCUCCUUCACCAACCUCAAGACGUGGAUUGAGGAGUGCAACGGGCACGCGGUGUCCCCGCUCGUCCCCAGGGUGCUCGUGGGGAACAAGUGUGACUUGAAGGACCUGAUCCAGGUGCCGUCCAGCCUGGCCCUCAAGUUCGCCGACGCUCACAACAUGCUUUUGUUUGAGACCUCGGCCAAGGACCCGCAGGAGAGCCAGAACGUGGACGCCAUUUUCAUGUGCCUGGCCUGCCGGCUGAAGGCGCAGCGCUCGCUGCCCUGCCGCGACACCGAGGGCUGGCCGGGGCAGCCCCAGCCGCAGUCCCGCCGGCUGGACGAGGCCAGCGGGAAAGGCUCCUGCCCGUGCUGAGCGGGACCCGGCCCGGACCCCAAUAAAGGCUCUGAGCCCCCUGC